Messenger RNA from Ipomoea triloba (trilobed morning glory), 1098 nucleotides. RefSeq names its product probable calcium-binding protein CML22. Lineage: Eukaryota; Viridiplantae; Streptophyta; Magnoliopsida; Solanales; Convolvulaceae. Bases 187 to 933 code for a protein of 248 amino acids. The record is from RefSeq and is a predicted model, not a curated record. The transcript is spliced from 5 exons. Gene Ontology annotation, molecular function: calcium ion binding.
UUUCCAAAACAUUGAUCCCCCUUUUGCCUCUUCAUUCCCCCCUCUCCACUCCACCUUCUUUGUCCUAUAAUUCCCAGAUUCUUUCUCAUCCUCCCAAGUUGUUUCUAUAUGUACGCAAAUGUUGAUGAAAGAGAACAAAUGGGUAACAGCAUUUACCAUUGCUGAGUUAAUCCCAGGCUCAAAAUCAUGAAAGGCUCAGUGGGUUUAUCUCGGCCAUGCCUGAGUCUCAAAUUGGUCUCUGACAAAGUUGGGAGCUUACUGUGCUGCCAUAGUUCACCAAACAAGUACAGCAGAUUAGAUUCUAAGCUCGAAACGAAAGUGCUGGAGGUUAAGAGAAACGCACCCGCAACUCUCAGUAUCAGGUCAAUCAAUGCUCUAAUCUUAAAAUUUCCUCACUUCAGAGAGGGGUUGAAGGAGAUUAGAAGCGUGUUCGAGCAGUAUGAUGAAGACUCGAAUGGAGCUAUUGACCGGGAGGAACUGAAGAAAUGUUUGCAGAAGCUGCAGUUUCAUGUUGGAGAAGAGGAAAUCGAUGAACUUUUUCGCUCUUGUGAUGUGGAUGAUAACAAAAAGAUUCAAUUCAACGAGUUCAUAGUUCUUCUAUGUCUGAUUUAUCUUCUAAUGGAUGCGCCUUCCUCUGAUUCUACAUCAAAGAUUGGGUCUCCAGUCGUCGAGUCCACCUUCAACACAAUAGUCGAAGCAUUCUUGUUUCUCGACAAAAAUGGCGAUGGAAAGCUGCACAAGAAGGAUGUGGUGAAGGCCUUCAACGACGCUUUCCCUUUGGAGAAAUCGCCGUCUCAUGUUACCAGGACACGAUUUAAAGAAAUGGACUGGGACAGGAGUGGCAAAAUCAGCUUCAGAAAAUUCCUGUUCGCGUUUCUUGAUUGGGUUGGCAUUGAUGGUGAUGACGACGAGGACCAUAUGGCAGAAACCUAGAUCGAAUGGUUGAAGGCAAAAAGGCGUCUCAACACGGGGAGACUUACCAGGUCCAGACAUAGUAAGGAUUGAUAGACUGAGAGCUCAGAACAGAUAAGUAUAUGGUUGUGGCAAUGUUACUUUGAUAUAUCUCAACUUCUCAGUUAAUUGAAUUCAUUUUAUAUC